ACAUAAGAUAUAUGGCCAACGGUUGCUGGUAUAAAGAAUGGAGGGAAUGAGUGGCCAAGAAUGGAGGGAAUGAGUGGCCAAGGGUGGAGCCAUGCAAGCAAAAGCAGUGGCAAGGAGCGAACGGCCCAACAAUCAACCGGCAUCUCCGGUCCUAAAUUUUCCCCUCUGAAACCCUAAACCAUAGACCAAUCCCCACUUUCUUCUCCUCCAGCAAGCUAAUAUUCUGCAAUCUUAGGCCUUAAAACUGUAAGUACUCAUUUCCAUUUGAACUUCUUUGCUUCGCAAUUAGAUUUUGGCCAAGUUCUUUUCCUUGGUGGAUGAGCAAUUCUGGUUUCAUUCCAUCUUUCCUGACCUUCUCUAAUUUUCAACGCCGGCGACACUCUUCACCUCCCAUCUUCCGAAAUAGCUAGAAGAUGAUGCUCGUGCUCCCUCCUUCUUCAACUGCUUUUACCACUGCAUUGCCGUUUCCCGCUUCACCACUUGCCUCAAAGCUGUCGACUUUACCACGUCCGUUUCCUUCUUCACUAAAGCUGUUCACUUUAGCAGCAUAUCUAGAUAGACGGGGUACCCCUCCUCCGAAUCCCAAAUCCUCUUCUCAACCCCAAGAUUCCCUCGAUCAAUUUCUCAAGAUAAGAUGCAAGUCAGGUGACAUUACUCUAGAUGAAGCCACCCACUUCUUUGAUUUAAUGAUUCGGAUGCAGCCAUCUCCUCCAGUCGCAGGAUUCAAUGUGAUUCUAGCUGCCCUUGUUAAGAUAAGGCGUUAUGACCAUGUUAUUUUGUUUUACAAAAGAUGGGUUUCCCUUGGACUUUCACCUAAUUUUAGAACUUUCAAUAUCUUGGUUGAUUGCUGUUGUAGUAUGGCUCGGGUUCGUGAUGGUUUUGCGGUUUUGGGGAGGAUUUUGAGGGCUGGUUGUUGGCCGAAUGAUGUGACUUUCAACACUUUGGUUAGGGGGUUGUGUGUGAAUAAUAAGCUUGGUGAAGCUGCAGGGAUGCUCAGGAAAAUGGUGGCCCUUGGCUGUCUGCCUGAUUCGUUUACUUAUAACAUAUUAAUUCAUGCGCUUUGCAGACAAGGCAGUAUGGAAGAAGCAAAUGCAAUGUUAGAGUUGAUGAUUCGAAGAGGUCAACAGCCUGAUAUAGUCACUUAUAAUACGUUGGUUGAUGGACUUUGCAAAAGAGGAAGGAUGGAAGAAGCAAAUGCAUUGCUAGACAAAUGCAUUAUUAGAGUUAAUGUUUCAAAGAGGUCAGAAGCCUGAUAUAGUUACUUAUAACUCAUUCAUGAAUGCACUUUGCAAAGAACAGAGGAUGGAGGCAGCAAAUGCUUUGUUAGAGUUUAUGUUUAAAAGAGGUCCACAACCUGAUACAAUUACUUAUAGUACCUUAAUGGCUGGGCUCUGCAAAAGUGGGCAACUGAAGAAGGCAGAUGAGUUAUUAGGAAAAAUGGAGGAGAAAGGUUGCAUUCCGGAUGUGGUAACUUUUAAUAUACUCAUUUCUUAUUUCGCUCAAACCAAUGAGACUGCCAAAGUCGUGGAACUUCUUCAGAAAAUGGCCGAGAAAAACCUGUCACCUGAUACAAUUACUUGUUCCAUUGUGUUAGAAAUGCUCUUAAACUUGGGACAUGAACCAUGCCAAGAGCUUCUGAGCUUAAUUCCAACACUCCCUGCCUAAGUGCCAACAGUUACAGGAGACAUUGAAAAAGAAUGGUUUCUAAGUUGUCUUUGUGGUUUCUUGGUGAUAACCAUGGCAAUUCUUAAGCAUUUUACUUUUUUCUGGUGAAUUUUCACUGUACUCAAUCAAUGUCUGACACAAAAACUUGUUGACGGCUAUUUCUUUGCUUUGAAGGGAACGACUGUGAGGUUGUAGGGGACGCCUCACCUGCUGCAUACACCAUUGACACCUUCAGGGAGACAAUGCAUGAUUUUCAAUCCUCUGGGAGAAAAGGAUAGGCUCCCUUGUCAUUCAGUUUGUCACAUGCACCAGUGUGCAGGACUUAAAGGAAAGAAGCAAGUCUUUUAUGAAAGGAUGUAAAGCUUCUGCUCAUCUCAAUGUCCUCCUCUCUUGAGUAAUUCUCAAGGAUGCAGCAAAAUGUUCAAUCUGGUGCUGUAAGGUGUUCAUGAAAUGAUAAUAUUAUUUUUUUCUGCUCAUUAUUGUACAAAUGAACAUAUUGGCCAUUUUCUGCCUAUAUUCGACUUCUAAUCUUCUUGAUUAAUAGUUUGUACAAUUUGAGCAUGUAAGAUGCUGGGAACCUGUUGAACA
This is a messenger RNA of Rubroshorea leprosula, 2253 nucleotides long. The record is from the annotation of a GenBank genome assembly. Lineage: Eukaryota; Viridiplantae; Streptophyta; Magnoliopsida; Malvales; Dipterocarpaceae.